AUGUCCAAAACUGAAGAUCCUUUGAAUGAAAUUAGUCGAAAUGGUUCGUCACAAGCCAAGAUUAACAGCUUCCUGACCAACUCUGGAAAAACAAAUAAUAGGAACCAUACAUCAAAACCAGUUCAUAUUUACGAUUUAAAGCAAGGGAAGGAGAAUUGGCCAAUUGUAAUAUCUCAUGAUAUUGAAAAAAACUACAAUUUAAUAACAGAAUUUUUAAAGGAAUCGAAUGUGCAACGACAUCGAAUAGAUCAAAUACAUGACAUAUUCACUUUCAUGUAUAGUGAAUUGGUAAAAUCACAUCUUUUAAGACAGUUGCAGACUUUGAGUAAGCAGCAUUUGAUGCUUAUCGUGAAGCUCAUGAAUGCUAAUGAAUUGGAAUACUCUCAAAAGGAAAUAUUUUUAUUAUACAAUGCUACAAAUCUCAUCAAAAUUGAAGAUUGGGAAGGUAUAUUACUGGCAGAUUUUAAUUGCAAUAAUAGACAUUAUUUAUCAACAUUAAAGAUUUUAUCAUUGCAACUCCUCUUAAAAAAAAAAUUAUAUGUGACAUACCAUGAAACAAUAAUAGAGCUGUUUUCUCAUGAUGACCGAUAUCUUUUGCAAGAUCCAAAAUUGAAAAUACACACAAUCAUUAAAUUAGUAUUGAAUAUGUUUUCUGUACUUCCAAAUUAUAAGAUCCUUUUCGGACUAAAGUUUUUGCAAUACAUAAAGCAAUUCAAUCUAUCAUUUGAAACUUACCUUAAAAAUAUGGUUCAAACGACUUUCGAGAAACAAUUACUGAACUACUCUGUGAAGAGUUUCCAUUCAUGUAAAUAUUUCCUUAAUUCCUUCUAUCUAAAAUAUUCAAAAUAUAAUACUCAAUUGAACAAAAUAAUGUUAAGAUCAUUGAUACCGAAUGUUGAUAAUAUAGUAUCCAAUGGUUUGUUUCUCACAGAAUUGAAGCGAAAUUCUGAUUUUAAUAUAUCAUGUUGUUGUUUCACUCAUGACCAAAUGAAUGAAUUUGUUACAAAUGUUGAGAAAUUCAUAAAUAAUAAGGAAUCCAUUCAAAACUCAGCUUGGUUAACUACAAUGAACUCUAUUUGGAAACUAGUGAAAAAUGAAAAUUUUGAAAAAAAUAAACGAAUAUUAACUAUUUUUGACAAACUUUUGAAUGCUCUGAAUAGUAAUAUAAUUGCAUAUAAAAACUGUGAAAAUGAAUUGAUACCGUUAAUCGAAACUUUAAUCCAAUUUUGCAACGACAUUCAAGAAUCAAGGAGAAUCUCAAAUAUAAUAAAUGUCUUAUUUAAUUGUUCUGUCGUUUUGAAAAAUUACAAGUUCCUAGAAAUGGCAGCCAAAUUAGAAAUUUUGAAGUAUUUGGCUUCUGACAACCAACCAGAUCAAUGGAAGAUGAUAGCCACCAAAUUCGAAAAGUUUAUAUCAAGUACCUCGAAUCAUGAACAUAAGCUAGCAUUGUUUUCUUACAUAUUUAAUGUCUAUGUUCUUACUGAUAAGUUCAACCUUCCAAUGAUUCUUGAUUUUUGUCAAACACUUUUUCUUCGUUGUUUCUCUCGAUUGAAAUUAACUCAUUUUAUUCAAUUUAAACAUUGCUCGGAACUUAUGCUAGUCAUAGUAUAUAGUAACUCCUCGAUCCUUACCAUACCGUAUCAAGAUUGGUCCAUUCUUUCACAAAUGUUGUUUUUCUGUAUAAACGGUAACUUUGAAUUAACUCCGUUAGAUAUCAAUAACAAUUCGAAUAAAAACCAAUACCUUUAUCAUUAUGAAGUUUUAAUCAAAUCGGCAUAUAUCCUUAAUAUCGAUAUGAAAAGACAUUCCACAAAUAAUCUCCUUCUCUUAACGAGAUCAUUUAUCGAUAAAUGGAUAUUGAGACUUGAGUUGAGUCAAUACAAAGAAAGGAAAGACGAUAUAUCCUCAUUUGAGGUCAAUUUUGUCAAAACUUUGUUUCAGUAUUUAAAUUUCAAUAAUUUCCAUUUAUUAAUUAUUGAGUUAGCAUCUGCAAUAAAAAAUAUACCGGAAUAUUAUCCCUCUCUAAUCAUGCAAACCGAAAAAUGGUUAUUAGAAUCUUAUAUUGAUUUACAAUUCAACAAUAGGAUAAUGGACCUGACUAACAAUCUCGUGCAAUUAGUACAACUAGAUUUACAAAAUGCCAAACUCGAUAAGCUGUUACCAUUUUUAAAGAUGAAAUCAAGUUUGUUUGCAUGGGAAAACAAUCCAACUGCAUUUGAAAGAUUAUUUAUAAAGGAGCUACCAACAUUAAGACCUGAUAUCUUCGAUACUACUAAUAAGUCCAAAUUAUCAUCUUCACAAUAUGUUGAAGUGUUAUUAUUCAAUAUCAAUGUGCUUAACGAUGCGUCAAAACUACAUAUGUUUCAACAUGAUAUCGCCUCUUCAGUUAUCGAGAAUAAGAAAGCUUUGAAAUUCGCCACUGCAUUGAUUAAAAAAUCGGAUAAGUUAUCUCAAUCCUCAAGAUUAUCAUUAAUUAAAUCAUUGUCAACGAGCUUUAUUAAUUUAAUUGAAAUCUUUGUUCAAAUAGGUUUAGCUAAGGAUUCUGAUUUCUACACCAAAGAAUUAUCAAAAGUGAUCUCCGAAUUAGGUGAGCCAUCAGCUGUUUACGCUUGUCUACGAUACUUACACACAUAUUAUAAACUAACAGAACAAGAGUCACAUGCAACAGUUACUUUACAGAAAGCUAACAAGACAUUUGAUUACAUUAAUGGUGAACAAGAUAUACAAAGCUUAUGCAUGUUUCUUUUCGAUAAUAAUGAAUGUAAUAAGAUUGACCAAUCUUUAAAGCUAUUUUUUGGUGAUCAAAUAAAAGAGACAUUCUUACCACAAUACUGGAAAUUGCAAAUGGGAGAACAAAUAGAAGAAAUCACAUGUCUAAAAAAAUUCAGAGCAGCACAUCUUAUCAACAAGUUAAACAAUAUUUAUCAACAUGCUUUAAAGAGCUUGCAAGAAGAUCCAUUCUUCAAGGGACUUUUUGAAUCGAUACUGGUCAUCCCUGGGAUAUCACAACCAAAUAUGAUUAAGAAAAAAGCACCCACAUAUAAGCAGCUGCAUUUAUUUCAUGAUAAUGAUGGGAAAAAUGAUCCCUUAACCCCGGUGAAAAGGAAGCUCUCUUUAAGUAUAUAUGAUUCACCGCGUUCUUCCAAUAUGACUCCAAAGGGUAAGCAUAUGAAACAAAAAUUUGACAAAGUAGCUGCAAUUAAAAAUCUUAAAAUAAUCAAAGAAGCGAUCGAGAAUUUAGAAUUACAAUCUCUAAGGCAUCAUGAGCUCCAGAAGGUAUCGUCAUUAUUUUCCUUGAGCUUGACGAUGUUAUCCAGUAUAAAUGAUAAUUUGACUCUGGACAAAGAUUUUAUCAGGGCACUUACUUUAGCAGAUUUGCCCAAAAGGUUGCCUUUAUAUUAUGAUAAGAUUUUGUCAACGGUAAAUGACGGAAUGUAUCGCACCGGGAAUUUGCUACCAUUUAAUCCUCAAUCAAUGUUGACGAGUAAAGUAGAAUUAUUAAACGAUCUCGACCCUUUGAGUUUCCGUUCUAAUUCCUUUACGUUUAAUAUUAUUACCAUCGAUGUAUGCUCAAUCACUGGGAAUUUAUUACUCUCGAAAAUCGAUCCUGUUACGAAAAAAUUGAAUCAUUUAAGCAUCCCAUUGAAUAGAGGUAAUGCAAGGGAUUUGGAUACGUUGUAUUUAAGCUUCAAAGAUGCUAGUAUGGAAUUGCAAAACAUUAUAGAAGAAAGUAACAGAAGCACAUCAUUUGAAGUCACAAAUUUGAUCAAGACAAAAGAGCAAAGGAAAGAAUGGUGGGACUUACGUCAUGAACUUGAUGGUAGAUUACAAACAUUAUUACAAAAUAUUGAAUAUUCAUGGUUUAAUGGAUUCAAGGGAAUUUUCGAUACAACAAAGAUUAAUGAGAGUGCUUUCAAAGACUUUAAAGAAAAGUUUUACGAGAUUUUGCAUCAAAAUCUGCCUAGUCGGAAACAAUUAGGGAACCCAUACAUGUUUUUACAAAUCGAGGAUUGGAUUUUGCAAGCAAUGUUGAAAUUGGACCCCCUGGACAAACAGUUCUUAUCACAAAUGGAAGAUUUGAUUUAUUGUAUACUUGAUAUUCUUCUCUUCCAUGGUGAAGAAAACGCAUAUGAUGAGAUCGAUUUCAGUCUUCUUCAUAUACAAUUAGAAGAACAAAUCAGAAGAUAUCAAUCAAAAUCGUUACACACUUCAAAUGAAAUAGACCAUACUUUCCUAAUCGUAAGUAACUCCUGUCAUUCAUUCCCAUGGGAAAGUUUAUCUUUUAUGAAGGAUCUCUCAAUCACAAGGGUGCCAUCUCUACAAUGGUUAAGUUCAACAUUACAAAAAUGGAAUAAGGAUUUAUUUGGAGGAAUCUUGGUCAAUGAAAGAAUAUCGAUGAUUCUUAAUCCAUAUGGCGAUUUAAACCGAACAGAAGAACGAUUCCGGGAGUUGUUCAAAAAUAUAGCGACCAACCGUCCAAGCUCCAAAUUAUUAAUCAAUGAAAAACCAGACGAGAAUCAAUUUUUAGAUAUGUUGUCGAACAGUAAUUUAUUCAUUUAUGUGGGUCAUGGCGGUGGUGAACAAUAUAUACGUGCCAGAGAAAUUAAGAAACAGGACAAUGUAGCACCGGCUUUCCUACUAGGAUGUUCAUCAGCGUCGAUGAAAUAUUUUGGUAAGUUAGAACCUACUGGAACGGUUCAUUCGUACUUACUAGGUGGGAGCCCUAUGGUUGUUGGGAAUUUGUGGGACGUCACAGAUAAAGAUAUUGAUAAAUUUAGUCAAGAAGUGUUUGAGAAAGUUGGGUUUGUGGAAAUGAACCGAAGCAAUUCAAAACCAAUGAAUGUUGCAAGAGCAGUUAAUGAAUCGAGAGAUAUCUGUCAUUUGAAAUAUCUUAAUGGAGCAGCUCCUGUUGUUUUUGGACUACCGUUACUAUUUUAUUUAGAAUAA
Naumovozyma dairenensis CBS 421 is the source of this 4947-nucleotide messenger RNA. RefSeq names its product separase (gene ESP1). The record is from RefSeq and is a predicted model, not a curated record. Bases 1 to 4947 code for a protein of 1648 amino acids. Gene Ontology annotation, cellular component: nucleus; cytoplasm; mitotic spindle pole body. The transcript has a single exon. Gene Ontology annotation, molecular function: cysteine-type endopeptidase activity. Gene Ontology annotation, biological process: meiotic chromosome separation; proteolysis. NCBI's taxonomy places the organism in Eukaryota, Fungi, Ascomycota, Saccharomycetes, Saccharomycetales, Saccharomycetaceae.